UCCUUUUGUUCGUUUUUUCAGGCAUCUGGAGUUACAGUGAAUGAUGAGGUCAUCAAAGUUUUUAAUGAUAUGAAAGUAAGAAAAUCUUCUACCCAAGAGGAAAUCAAAAAGAGAAAGAAAGCAGUUCUCUUCUGUCUAAGCGAUGACAAGAGACAAAUAAUUGUAGAGGAAGCCAAGCAGAUCUUGGUGGGUGACAUUGGUGAGACAGUAGAGGACCCCUACACGUCUUUUGUGAAGUUGCUACCUCUGAAUGAUUGCCGAUAUGCUUUGUACGAUGCCACGUACGAAACAAAAGAGUCUAAGAAGGAAGACCUAGUAUUUAUAUUCUGGGCUCCGGAAAGUGCACCGUUAAAAAGCAAGAUGAUUUAUGCUAGCUCUAAAGAUGCCAUUAAAAAGAAAUUUACAGGUAUUAAACAUGAGUGGCAGGUGAAUGGCUUGGAUGAUAUUAAGGACCGCUCGACACUGGGAGAGAAACUGGGAGGCAGUGUGGUAGUUUCCCUGGAAGGAAAGCCGCUAUAAAAUAAUAGCCAAGUGCCAUCGCAUCUUAAGGGGCUUCCAUUUCUCCAGCUCAGUCCACUGGAACCGUAGUGGGUUUUGUUUUUUUUUUUGUUUUGUUUUUGUUUCUUCCCUUUCCACUGGGCCCUUUGAACACAAUGAAUGGAUGGAUUUAGAAGCCUGUCAGUGAUUGCCAUGAGACUGUUUAAUACGGUGACUCUUCUGUAGACCCCAGAGAAUGCCUUCCCCGUCUUAUUUUAGCCAAAACAACUGGUUCCAUGCCUUCCUCACAGUGACAAUGGAUGUGGUUGUCACUGUGACUAGCUUAGGUAGAGUGCUACAGAGGGUAAGCUAAGUGAAUGCCUUGAAAGUAUUAUCCACUGGUCAUAUGGUCAACUUCUUUCAGUAUUAUUUAUCGUUGCACUUGAUUCAGUUCUCUGAGGCGCUGGAGCGUUUGCACACCUCACCUGCCUUGGCCAGCCUGUUUGGUGACAUGGCAGCACAGAUCUAACAGACUCCUUAGAAGCACUUUUUUUUUUAAUGCGUUGAAUUCCUUAAAAAGAAUGCCAAUUAAGUUUCAUUACGUGUCAUUGAUUUAUCCCAGUACCUCAGUGUUCAUUCCUCUACCUGCAUACUUUCUUGAAAGAAAUAGCUGUGUGGAUGUCUUUGCUUUCCCACUGAGUAUACACUACUGAGUACAUGUAGGAGUUUUAUGUUUACCGUAUGAGUCUUGAAACACUACAGACAUUUUGAAUAUCAGUCAUGAUGGCAAUUUCUGUAUACAAGAGCCUUAAAUGGAACAUUGUUUUGAGAUCAAAUUCCCCACCCUCACAAAAGUGGCCACGUUGCAAUAAAAAUUGUGGCAUAUUACAGAACGUUGCCUUGUUUUCCUUGGAAAUUUUGCAAAUUGUCAUGUGAAAUUUUGGGAUAAACAGUGAUUAAGCUCUGCACUGGUAUUUGAGAUUUUCUUUUCUUUAAUAUUAACACUCAUGUGUCUUUUUUUCCAGAUUGUUGAAUUUCUUUGGUUUAAAAAUAUCUUAAGAUCACUUAUAUACAAUCAUUAAAAGAGUGGUACUUAUAUAAAUAUGUUUAUUUAUUUCUUUAUGUUAAAUAUGGAGAUUAGAUUUUUUUUUUUUUUUUGCACUUUGGCAUACUCCAGUAUCUUAUUUGUUCUUUAGAUAAAUUAGGAUAUUAAUUCACAGUUACAUUACUAAAUAAUUUCUUUGUAGAAGUAGGAUGUUUUUAUUACUUGAUCAUGAUGAAAAUAAUUUGUAAAAUGUCAUUCAGAGGUUCUGAUGUUUAGGAAUGUUCAUUUCAGCUACGAUUCCUUAUUAUCUUUUCCAAAUUGAAUUGAAAAAAAAAAAUUGAUGUAGCAGUCUUAAACAUUAGUAACAGGAUUUGGCUGUGGUCCAGAGUGUCUCCUUAUAGAGAAUUUGAUCUGCUCAGUGUGCGCACUUUGCUAUUAGCCAGAGCUAUUUAUGGCAAACACAUGCUUUUGUAUCUUGUCAUAGUCAUCCACAGAUGGCAGAACUGGACUUGAUUCCACCGGUAUGCAAGACAGGCGUUCUAGUGAGCAGUCAUUUGUGGCUCUGAACUUCAGUGCUUUUAUCAGAAUAUAGAAAAUGAAAAUACCCUUUUUUAAAAUGUGUGGAAGUAAUUUGAGUGUAAUUAGAUUUUUUUUCUACCUGUUUGAAAGUUUUUUUUCAGAUGAGGACAUUGAAACAUAGCUGUUAAAUGUCUAGGCUUCCAUUUAAAACUAUUCGAGUUACUUGGGAUCUUUUUAGCACUAAGCAAUUUUAUUUCAGCCUUCCAGCUGUCCCUGUGUGUUGUUCCAGACCUUUCCGUGGCUUUUUGGUAAGGCUGCUAAUAAGCGAAGCAUGAAAAUGGUGAUGUGUACUAAACAAUGUGUUUAACUGAUCUUUGCACCAAAGGACUUUUUCACCAAGUUAUUUUGUUCUUCCAAAAAUUAAGAAAUUUCUAAAAAGUGAAAGAAUGCCCUUUUGUUUUUAUAGCUGGUUUCUCAAUUUCCUUAUAUCCUUUUCUAGAAUAAUUUCAGAGAUUAAGUACUGCUUUAAACUAUGAUACUUUGACCUUGUUAGAUUGGCAAAUAUAUUAACGCAAUUAAGUUCAUCUUUAAAGUGCACAUAUGUGCCUAGAGCCAAAAAAUAAUGAUUUAAUUAAUGAUCUUAUGUUUAAAAUAAUUUGAUAUCUUAUUUUACAAUCAUUUACAGUGAAACAAUGUUCCAGUUAGCUUUAAAAGUAUAUGGUGCUAAUUAGUAAAAUAUUGAAGGCAAUAUUUUACUGCUAGCUUGCAAAAUUAUAAGUGUUUUAAAAAAUAAAAUACAUGAAAAUA
This is a messenger RNA of Peromyscus maniculatus bairdii (prairie deer mouse), 2848 nucleotides long. Lineage: Eukaryota; Metazoa; Chordata; Mammalia; Rodentia; Cricetidae. The record is from RefSeq and is a predicted model, not a curated record.